UUUUUCUAUAACUUUUCAUUUCGUACCAAAACUCUCCUUUUUCUCAAAACACAUAUAAGUUUUCUCUCUAACAAACUUCCAUAUUUUCGAUAACAUGGCUUUCGAGGACAUCAUAUCCGGCGACACUUGCAUCAAGGUAGGCUUGUUCAUUCUUGUGCAAGCUCUUGUGUAUCUAAUUCUAUCAAAUUCUUCCAAUAUAUUCUCAAAGACGGCCCCUAGUCUUCGUGCAACCAGUUUUAGAACAGUUAGGUCCGUUAGCAUUCGACGAAUAAUGGCUGCUCUUUCUGACUUGCCAGCCGGUGGUGAGACUUCUCCUUCCGUCAAAGGCUCGAUGGCUUUGAAUAGACAAGACUCGGUUUCUACUACUCAUGAUCACUCUUCGUAGCUUUUUGUUUCGAUUUUUAAUUAUUUGUUUGUGAAUAUCGGAUGUGGAUUGAUGAUUCGUCAUUUGUAAUUUGUGUUAUUGUUUGAUUUGUUUGUGAAUAUCGGAUAAUCAUUAUCAUUAUCAUAGUUAAUUAUGUAUGUGAUGGAAUUAAAUCUGAACAUAUAGUGUUUGACUUUUUUUUUUUA
Messenger RNA from Erigeron canadensis, 570 nucleotides. RefSeq lists its product as uncharacterized. The record is from RefSeq and is a predicted model, not a curated record. NCBI's taxonomy places the organism in Eukaryota, Viridiplantae, Streptophyta, Magnoliopsida, Asterales, Asteraceae. The coding region runs from base 95 to 385 and encodes 96 amino acids. The transcript has a single exon.